AAAUUUGGGCGCAGAAAAAUGUCUGAGGAAGAAGGCAGCAACUCUUUAGAGUAUACACCAACAUGGGUGGUUGCCGUCGUCUGCUUCGUCAUCGUUCUCAUCUCUCUCUGCGCCGAGCGAUCGCUUCAUAAACUCGGAAAGUUCUUGCAUGGUCGGAAACAAGAUGCGCUUUAUGAAGCCCUGGAGAAAUUAAAAGAAGAAUUGAUGCUUCUAGGCUUCAUUUCCCUUCUCUUAACCGUCUUUCAAAAAUUGAUAAGCAAAAUAUGCAUCCCGUCUCACAUUUCAUAUGACAUGCUUCCAUGCAAGAAGGCGAAUUCCGCGAACGUCCAUCAUGGUCGCCGGCUUUUGUCUGCCGGGGCCGGCGCAGGGCAUUGUAAGCCGGGGAAGGUUCCAUUUUUGUCACUGGAAGCAUUGCAUCACCUUCACAUUUUCAUCUUUGUUCUAGCAGUUGUUCAUGUGAUCUUUUGUGUCACAACAAUGGUUCUUGGAGGGGCAAGGAUACGCCAGUGGAAGUAUUGGGAGGAUAAAAUCAGGAGUGACAUCAAAGCAUCUAAAAAGUCUCGAUUCGGGCUCGACCACUUGCAUGCUCGCAUUCACCGUGAUUUCUUCAAACAACAUGCAGAGGGAAAUUGGAGAAAAGCAUCCCUAGUGAGAUGGAUGGAAGCAUUCUCCAAACAGUUUUAUGGCUCAGUCUCAGAAUCAGACUACAUUGCACUUCGCCAGGGCUUUAUCAACGAGCACUGCCCCAGAUUACCCGAUUUCGAUUUUCACAAGUACAUGUUGCGGACACUCGAAGUUGAUUUUCGAAAAGUUGUUGGCAUAAGCUGGUACCUUUGGCUCUUUGUUGUGCUCUUUUUGUUGCUGAAUCUGGAUGGAUGGCACACAUACUUCUGGUUAUCCUUUUUGCCAUUGAUUCUUCUACUUCUCGUGGGCGCCAAGCUAGAACACAUAAUCAUCCGUCUGGCUCAAGCAAACGCGACCAAGAAGACGGGGGACCAAGAAGCACAGCAGAGCGGAGGAAGGAGGAAGACGGAUGAGAACGGAACUUCAAGAGUGAAGCCUUCAGAUGCAUACUUUUGGUUUGGCAGACCCGGCAUUGUUUUUGUCUUGAUCCACUUCAUUCUUUUUCAGAAUUCAUUUGAGAUUGCAUUCUUCUUCUGGAUUUUGUGCACUUAUGGUUUUCAUUCCUGCAUAAUGGAAAAAGUUGGCUUUAUUAUCCCUAGACUCGUUAUUAGUGUCAUUGUUCAAGUUCUCUGCAGCUACUGCACCUUGCCCUUGUAUGCAAUCGUUACUCAGAUGGGUAGCAUGUUCAAGGCAGGCAUGUUCGCCGAGCAAUCAGCUAUAAUGGGAUGGCUUGAAGGUGCAAAAUUCAGACGAGAAAAUGCAGAGAGCUCUAAUGCUAAGGGGACAGAGAUUCACAAAAUGGAUGCAGAAUUAUCUGAGAUUGUUCAAAUCGCAGAGCAAGCCAAUAUAGUUCAAAUCGCAGAACAAGCAUCGGUUGCUGCUGACGAAGGAACGGCAGCAUCUACAACUCACCUCAACCUUGAAAUCAAACCGCCUUCUCCGUCGUCGUGACACUUAUUCUCGGGGGGGCUCCGAUGCAGUCUAGAGUAAAGGGAUGUUACGCUCCCGCUGCAUCGGGCUCUAUAUAGCAGAGGGAACGUUACAUUUUUGUGCUGAAAUCACAUCUUUCCCCAUGAGAGUUUCUAAUGCACAAAGUGAACAAGGAAACGGCUAAUUUAACCUGAAAAGGAGGUUCUAAGACUUCUUGAACUUUUCAGUCAAAUUACUCUUUUGCUCUCGUUGUAUGAAAACUACCGUAUUACCCUAGAUCUAGAUUUCUAGUACAUCACCAAAGAAGCUAACAAUAGGCCGUGGUACCCCAUUUGCAUAUUUUCAUCCAUAACAAACACUAUAAGAAGCCAACGUUAUUAUAAACCUUUUGAAUAUUAUUAUACAAAAUGUAAGAGAAGAUUUCUUUUAUCCUUAUUUUCCUCCUUUUGUAAUUACAAAAAUCAAGCCUGCCCUAGAAACUACAAAAAUGAAAUAGAAGAAAGGAAAAUUACAGAGGUCAAAGAAUCUAAUGCCCCUAAAACU
Morus notabilis is the source of this 2097-nucleotide messenger RNA. Its product is annotated as MLO-like protein 13. Gene Ontology annotation, cellular component: membrane. Bases 19 to 1575 code for a protein of 518 amino acids. The transcript has 14 exons. Gene Ontology annotation, biological process: defense response. NCBI's taxonomy places the organism in Eukaryota, Viridiplantae, Streptophyta, Magnoliopsida, Rosales, Moraceae. The record is from RefSeq and is a predicted model, not a curated record.